UUCCGCGGUAGCGUUGGCGGCAGUACGGCGCCGCGUCUGGGGAGUGGCUCUCCCCUCCCCCUCCCCCCGGGUCCUUGGCGGUGGCUCCUCCCACUGUGGGGGGUGCGGCGGCGGUGGCAUUUACAGCUAUGGCGGCGACUACUGCUAACCCCGAAAUGACAUCAGAUGUACCAUCACUUGGUCCAGCCAUUGCCUCUGGAAACCCUGGGCCUGGGAUUCAAGGUGGAGGAGCCAUUGUCCAGAGGGCUAUUAAGCGGCGACCAGGAUUGGAUUUUGAUGAUGAUGGAGAAGGGAACAGUAAAUUUUUGAGGUGUGAUGACGAUCAGAUGUCUAAUGAUAAGGAGCGGUUUGCCAGGUCGGAUGAUGAGCAGAGCUCUGCGGAUAAGGAGAGACUCGCCAGGGAAAAUCAUAGUGAAAUUGAGCGGCGCCGACGGAACAAGAUGACAGCCUACAUAACAGAACUGUCAGACAUGGUACCCACCUGUAGUGCCCUGGCUCGAAAACCAGACAAGCUAACCAUCUUACGCAUGGCGGUUUCUCACAUGAAGUCCUUGCGAGGAACUGGCAACACAUCCACUGAUGGCACCUACAAGCCGUCUUUCCUCACUGAUCAGGAACUGAAACAUUUGAUCUUGGAGGCAGCAGAUGGCUUUCUGUUUAUUGUCUCAUGUGAGACAGGCCGGGUGGUAUAUGUCUCUGACUCAGUGACCCCUGUUUUGAACCAGCCACAGUCUGAAUGGUUUGGUAGCACACUCUAUGAUCAGGUGCACCCAGAUGAUGUGGACAAACUUCGUGAGCAACUUUCCACUUCGGAAAAUGCCCUGACAGGGCGUAUCCUUGAUCUGAAGACUGGAACAGUGAAAAAGGAAGGUCAGCAGUCUUCCAUGAGGAUGUGUAUGGGCUCAAGGAGAUCUUUUAUUUGCCGUAUGAGGUGUGGCAAUAGCUCUGUGGACCCAGUCUCCAUGAAUAGACUGAGCUUUGUGAGAAACAGAUGCAGGAAUGGACUUGGCUCUGUGAAGGAUGGGGAACCUCAUUUCGUGGUGGUCCACUGCACAGGCUAUAUCAAGGCCUGGCCCCCAGCAGGUGUCUCCCUCCCAGAUGAUGACCCAGAGGCUGGCCAGGGGAGCAAGUUUUGCCUAGUGGCUAUUGGCAGACUACAGGUAACUAGUUCUCCCAACUGUACAGACAUGAGUAAUGUUUGUCAGCCAACAGAGUUCAUCUCGCGACACAAUAUUGAGGGAAUCUUCACUUUUGUGGAUCAUCGCUGUGUGGCUACCGUUGGCUACCAACCACAGGAACUCUUAGGAAAGAAUAUUGUAGAAUUCUGUCAUCCUGAAGACCAGCAGCUUCUAAGAGACAGCUUCCAACAGGUGGUGAAGUUAAAAGGCCAGGUGCUAUCUGUCAUGUUCCGGUUUCGGUCUAAGAACCGAGAAUGGCUCUGGAUGAGAACCAGCUCUUUUACUUUCCAGAACCCUUACUCAGAUGAAAUUGAGUACAUCAUCUGUACCAACACCAAUGUGAAGAACUCUAGCCAGGAACCACGGCCUACACUGCCCAACACAAUCCAGAGGCCACAGCUAGGUCCCACAGCGAAUUUAUCCCUGGAGAUGGGCUCAGGGCAGCUGGCACCCAGGCAGCAGCAACAGCAAACAGAAUUGGAUGUGGUACCAGGAAGAGAUGGACUAGCCAGCUACAAUCAUUCCCAGGUUUCUGUUCAGCCUGUGACAACCACAGGGCCAGAACACAGCAAGCCCCUCGAGAAGUCAGAGGGUCUAUUUGCCCAAGAUAGAGAUCCAAGAUUUUCAGAAAUCUACUCCAACAUCAAUACGGAUCAGAGUAAAGGCAUCUCUUCCAGCACUGUCCCUGCCACCCAACAGUUAUUCUCCCAGGGCAACACAUUCCCUCCUACCUCCCGGCCGGCAGAGAAUUUCAGAAAUAGUGGUUUGGCCCCUCCUGUAACCAUUGUCCAGCCAUCAGCUUCUGCAGGGCAGAUGUUGGCCCAGAUUUCUCGCCACUCCAAUCCUACCCAGGGAGCAGCCCCAGCUUGGACCCCUAGCACCCGCCCAGGCUUCUCUGCCCAGCAGGUGGCUACCCAGGCUACAGCCAAGACUCGUUCUUCCCAAUUUGGUGUAGGCAACUUUCAGACUCCAUCCUCCUUCAGCCCCAUGUCCCUCCCUGGAGCUUCCACUGCGUCACCCGGUGCCGCUGCCUACCCAAGUCUCACCAAUCGUGGAUCCAACUUUGCUCCUGAGACUGGACAGACUGCAGGACAAUUCCAGACACGGACAGCAGAGGGUGUGGGUGUCUGGCCACAGUGGCAGGGCCAGCAGCCUCAUCAUCGUUCAAGUUCUAAUGAGCAACAUGUUCAACAGCCAUCAGCACAGCAACCUGGCCAGCCAGAGGUCUUCCAGGAGAUGCUGUCCAUGCUGGGAGACCAGAGCAACAGUUACAACAAUGAAGAAUUUCCUGAUCUAACUAUGUUUCCCUCCUUUUCAGAAUAGAACUAUUGGGGUGAGGAUAAGGGGUGGGGGAGAAAAAAAAGAUCACCAUUUGUUUUUAAAAAGCAAAUCUUACUAUAAACAGAAUAAAAGUUCCUCUCCCUUCCCUUCCCUCACCCCUGAUGUAUACCCCCUUUUCCUUCUGACCUUUCCCUUGUCUUCCUUAUUUCUCUCUGAGAUAACAUUUAUAGAAGAAAUGGAGUGAAUCCUCAAGGCUUUGGGGACCCUUUGAAAAAUUGAGACUGGAUAAGGUUAAGAAUGCCUUUCCUGACGUCUCCUGACCAGAAAUUUUGUGCAGAGAUGAUUUGUGCUGGGUCAAGGGACAGGUUAGAGAACCUGGCAUCCACUAUUUGUGGAUACUAUGGCUUAUUUCUGGAAAGAAAUUCUCAAGGUGGAGGAGGGGAGAAAUGUCCUCAUGUUUGAGGACAGUGAAGCAUGGUAGGUAUACAUGGGGCUUUAGGAAGUGAGCAUAGGCUCUUUCUGCUGCCUGUGAGCAAUUCCUCUGGAAAGAAACAUGAGUAAGGAAGUGUGAGAGAGAGAGAGAGAAGGAAAGAGAGAGAGAGAGAGAGUGUGUGUGUGUGUGUGUGU
This is a messenger RNA of Kogia breviceps (pygmy sperm whale), 3086 nucleotides long. RefSeq names its product aryl hydrocarbon receptor nuclear translocator (gene ARNT). The record is from RefSeq and is a predicted model, not a curated record. Gene Ontology annotation, molecular function: RNA polymerase II cis-regulatory region sequence-specific DNA binding; protein dimerization activity; DNA-binding transcription factor activity, RNA polymerase II-specific. Gene Ontology annotation, cellular component: cytoplasm; nucleus; transcription regulator complex. Gene Ontology annotation, biological process: regulation of transcription by RNA polymerase II. Lineage: Eukaryota; Metazoa; Chordata; Mammalia; Artiodactyla; Physeteridae.